Molecule: messenger RNA, 1005 nt
Organism: Nicotiana tabacum (common tobacco)
Lineage: Eukaryota; Viridiplantae; Streptophyta; Magnoliopsida; Solanales; Solanaceae
Product: RNA-binding protein involved in heterochromatin assembly dri1
Cellular component (GO): cytoplasm
Molecular function (GO): mRNA binding
Source: RefSeq, a predicted model, not a curated record
AAUCCACAACUUCUUUCUUAGAUUCAAAAUCUAUUCUUCUACUUCUCCUACUCCUGCAAACAAAAGAAGCCACUAUCUUAAUUAGCUUAUUUUGUGUUCUACUUAUUUUGUAUUUCUUCCAAGGCAGGAAAAAGGAGAAAAUGAGCAGACCAGGAGACUGGAAUUGCAGGUCAUGCCAGCACUUGAACUUCCAAAGAAGAGAGUCAUGCCAAAGAUGUGGAGAGCCACGUCACGGUCAUGACUUUGGAAGCUGCUUUGGGGGAAGAGGAGGCGGCGGCUCCUCCGCUUUCGGCUUCAGUACCGGGCCUGACGUAAGACCCGGCGACUGGUACUGCGCCGUAGGAAAUUGUGGCGCACACAACUUUGCCAGCCGCUCGAGCUGCUUCAAGUGCGGUGCUUUUAAGGAUGAGUCCUCUGGUGGUGGCGGUGGCGGUGGCGGUGGCGGCUUUGACGCUGAACAUAUGAUGUCGUCCCGCCCGAGAGGCUUUGGCUUCGGUAGUGCUAGUGGCGGCAGCCGUUCUGGAUGGAAGUCCGGUGACUGGAUUUGCACCAGGUUAGGGUGCAAUGAGCACAACUUUGCCAGCAGGAUGGAGUGUUUCAGAUGCAAUGCACCUAGGGACAUAGCUGGUAACAAGUCCUCAUAUUAAUUCAUCAUUGAUUCUCCAUUUUUGGGUGUUGCAGUCUAAGAGAGAAUCAAGCUAGAAAGACGUGGAGAAGAUGAUAAGUAUCUCGGAAGAAGAAGAAGAAGAUCUCUUUUUGCCCUAUCAAAUCCUACCUACUCUCUUUUUUAUUUAUUUUUUCACUUUUGAUAUUUUGAUAUUUAUAUUAUUCACUUGUAGGAAUCUUUAGAUGAAUUAUGAUCUCAAAGAAAAAGGGAAAAAAAAAUCAUAUCGAUCGAGUGUAGCUGAAUCUUUAUUUCGCGAGCUAAUUAGGUAUUAAAUGUAGUCUUGUACUUCCUGCUGCUUUGUUUCAAUCUAUUUAGUAUCAACGUGUGUUAUUGAGAAA